CGACAACACCUCCGUCACCAACGUAUCCUUUUGAGCUGUUGGGUCAUAUUCGGAACCACAGACUGGGCUUUCGUCAUCAAGGCCAUGCUCAUGUUUUAACAUCAUCUGGCUAAACGAAAUUCUAUCAUCAAAAUUCACUUUGCCUGGCUUUCCUCCUCGUCUUGGGCUAAGUAUCCUAAAGCUCUAGCUCAUUGGCACUUGGACAGAUUCAAGUACUACAGCUAGGAUGUCGAAACGUAAACAGCCUCCCACUUUGGCGACACGGACCGGUUCCAUCUGGCGGGAACAGGAAGAAGACGAUCUUUUUGUGAGAGAUUCGAAGGAUACCCACCUUACCCCUGUGCAAGUCCAGCUAUUGUCAAAGCCACCUACCCUCCUGCGAGUGAACGUGAUCAAGCCGGAGCCGCGGGUUGCGGUAAAUGGGGUGAAUGAGCCAAUUAAGUUUCAAGAGAUUCCAUCACCCUCAAACUCGCCUAUACUCCAGCAGAAGAAGACGGUCAAGCGCGACGAGGUGAUGGAGCAAGGACGCCAAGUCCUGGACAAGCUCGGCUGGAGCCUUUACAACCAGCGAGAUCUCAGCGACGAGAUGAACGCCUGUCUUGACGAACACAAGGUCAGAGUGUUGACAGAGAAGGCAAAGGGCAAGGUUUAUGUUUGGGGCAUGCGGUACGAUCGGAAGUUCACGUUCUGGGUCCACCGAGCAUAUGAGGACCUGAAGGAGUAUUCUUAUACCGACAACGAAGAAGUCACUCAGCCGCUCCUUGCUUGGCGGGACAUGAUCAAAGAGCCCUUACGAGAGAUGAAUCUAAUCGCAGCGGAAGUAGGGGGGUAUGGGCAACGACGAAUUCUGCACGCCGCCGAGCAACUGAAAAAGGGCAUGGCAUGGCUCGACUGGCAAGAGCAGCGGCGACACGCGCAGCGCGAGGCCGCUGCGGAUGAGGAAAAGUGCGUGCGCGGAGAAUUUGCUGCGGCUGUCACCAAACUCACAAUCUCCCAUGGCGCCCUCAACGUAUCCAGCGGAAAGCUAGACGGCAAGCUAGACGAGCUGCUGCGGAAGACCGACAGACUCCUCGGGGCGAUCGAUUCGAAGGACGCGAGGCCAUCCAAGAAACAGCGGGUUGGGCAGGCGCCGACUUCGAGCAAGCGGGAGGAAAUCGCAAAGGAUGCCCAAAUUCUGGUGGACACACUGACGUUCAACCUUACGUCGAGCCGCGCCGCCUUUGGACAGAUGGAAAAGGUUUUGAAGCACUUCGAUAUGGAUGUGGCGAAGGACAUUGACUACGACCGCGAGAGAUGUCUCGCCCGACGCAGGCAGCGUAUCAGCGACAUGCUGGGUUCGAAUGAGUGAGCGGCGGGAUGAGGCGAGGAGAUGAUCGUAGAGUGAGCCAGGACAGUUCCAAGGGUUAAUUGCGGCUGGAGAGUCAAGGUGUUGCAGCAACAUGUUGUGGUGAGAUGGCGUUAGGGUCAAGAUGGUAGUUACCGGGAAUCCAGGAUCGUGGGAGUUGCAUUCGGCGUUCAGUUUCUUUCUUUCAACCAACAUCUCAGCUCUUGCUUAAAAAUCAUACUUUAUGACGAGUGAAGUGUUGUGGAGGUUUGAAUUGAC
Molecule: messenger RNA, 1603 nt
Organism: Ilyonectria robusta
Lineage: Eukaryota; Fungi; Ascomycota; Sordariomycetes; Hypocreales; Nectriaceae
Exons: 2
Coding region: 227-1348 (373 amino acids)
Source: RefSeq, a predicted model, not a curated record